AAAUGUCGGAAUUUGAAUCCUUGAAAUCUCAGCAGCUCCAUUUUCGCUGUGGAGGUCGAGGGGAAUCAUGGGAGUUUCUAAGAGAGAAUCGGCUAUGGCGGAAGAAACCGUAGAAUCACAAGAUCUAUUGCCUCAGAAGAUAGCUAAGAUCCUCGACGAAGCACGGUCAUCAAACGCCACCCACAACCGCAAGCUCAAGGAGCUAUGUGCUCUACGUUCGAAAUCCAAGUCUCCUUUCGAGUUCUUUACUGCCUUUUCCAAAACCCUGAUCCCUCUCUUCAACUUCCACCGCAGAAUCGCUUCUGCCGAGCGCGUUAUCCGUUUCAUUUCUCUUUUUGCCACUUCUAAAGACCCCAAAUUCGCUUCACUUUCUGAUGAUUUCUUGGAGGAAUUUCUGCAAUUUCUUCUCGUUGCAUCAUGCGCUGCAAAUAAGUCUGCCAGGUUCCGUGCAUGCCAGAUUGUUUCUGAGAUCAUCAUGCGGCUACCAGAUGAUGCAGAAGUCAGCAAUGAAGUCUGGGAUAGAGUUAUCGACCACAUGAAGCUGCGGGUGCAGGACAAGGUUCCUUUAAUACGUAUGUUUGCAGUUCGUGCUCUUUCACGUUUUGCGAAUGAUAGUGAAAACGGUGACAUCCUCAAUUUAUUUCUUGAGGUGAUUACUAUGGAACAAAAUGCGGAGGUCCGAAAGACAAUAUUACUGUCAUUUCCACCUUCUAAUGCCACUUUGCAAGUGAUAAUCGAUUGCACCUUGGAUGUGAGCGAGUCUGUUCGCAAAGCAGCAUAUUGUGUAUUAGCUAAUAAAUUUCCACUUCAAAGUCUUAGCAUCAAACAAAGAACGAUAAUUUUACAGAGAGGACUUGCCGAUCGUUCUCAAGCUGUUUCAAAGGAGUGUUUAAAAUUAAUGACAGAUGAGUGGCUUAAUAAAUGCUGCCAUGGGAAUCCUGUAGAAUUGCUAGAGUAUCUUGAUGUUGAAACCUAUGAACGAGUUGGUGAAUCUGUUAUGGGGGCUUUCUUAGGAGCUAGUUUGUUGAAACUGCAUGACGAUGAAAGUAUCCAGCAUUAUAUACUAACUUCUAGCGGCGCGACAGAAGGAGACUCACUACAUUGCAGUCCAAGUAUUCAACUAAUGGAACCGGAAGUUUCUCUUUACUGGAGAACCAUUUGUAAGCAUAUCCUAACAGAAGCACUCGCAAAAGGUUCUGAUGCUGCAGCUUCUAUGGGUGCUGAAGCUGCAGUCUAUGCAGCCGAAGCUUCCGAUAAAAAUGACCUUUUAGAGAGAAUUCUUCCUGCCACAAUUUCUGAUUAUGUAGGCUUGGUCAAAGCUCAUAUUAAUGCUGGGUCCAGCUAUCGAUUUGCAUCAAGGCAGCUACUUUUGCUUGGAACAAUGCUUGAUUUUUCUGAUAAUGCAAAUAGGAAGAUUGCUGGUGCAUUUCUGCAGGAAGUGUUGCAUAUGUCUCCAGAUCAUGAAUUGGACGAUGAUGGGAACUUGGUUGUUCUUGGGGAUGGAAUCAAUCUUGGAGGGGAUAAAGAUUGGGCAGUUGCUGUCUCUGGGUUGGUUAAGAAAGUCCAUGCUGCUGCUGGUGAAUUUGAAGAAAUUGUUCUUGAGGUGAUUGAAGAACUUGCUCGACCAUGCAGAGAGAGAACUGCAAAUUGUGUGCAAUGGAUGCAUUGUCUUGCUGUGACAAGUCUUCUCCUGGAAAACGUGAAAUCAUUGAAUUUUAUUAAUGGAAAAGUCAGAGGACCUGCUCAACUACUGGAGUCGAUAUUGCUUCCAGGGGCAAAACAAGUUCAUUUAGAUGUUCAGAGAAUCAGUAUCCGCUGUCUUGGCCUGUAUGGAUUGCUAGAUAAAAGACCAAAUGAGAAAGUUCUUAAACAGUUGAGGCAUUCCUUCAUUAAGGGGCUGCCCCCAAUUAGCAUAAUGGCCUGCAAGGCAUUAUUUGAUCUUGUAUUGUGGCAUGAUCCCCAGGAGGUUGACAAGGCUCUGGGACAAGAUCACAUCCUCCAGUCUUCAUUUGAUAAGACAUCUUUUAGUCCUAUAAACUUAUCUGAAGCAGCAGAUGAAGAUUGGACUAUGGGAUCACUUGAUCUUUUAUAUGCUGGACUUGACAAUGAUGAGAGGUACAGCUCUUCAGCAACCAAUGAAAUCGAGUCCGUUCAAACCGUUGUUACUGAGGGAUUUGCAAAGAUUCUUCUGCUGAGUGAAAACUAUCCAAGCAUACCAGCAUCUCUACAUCCUCCACUCUUAAACAAGCUUGUGAACAUUUAUUUUUCAAGCGAGAAAGAUCUUGAGAGGUUGAAACAAUGCCUUUCUGUAUUCUUUGAGCAUUAUCCAUCCCUCACAGUUUCUCACAAGAGAUGGAUAUCUGAGGCUUUUGUCCCAGUUAUGCGUUCAAUGUGGCCAGGCAUGAACGGAAAUGUUGGAGGUUCUGCAGUUGAGGUAGGGAAUAUGCGUAAACAUGCAGUCCAAGCAUCACGUUUUAUGCUGCAAAUGAUGCAGGCUCCUUUAUAUGCAAAUGAUACUGAAAGGAAGGAAGAAGAUGGAUGCUUGGGAAAUCAGGAAGCCACGGGUAGUAUUGGAGAACCUCCUCUUGAGUGCAGUGAAGAGGGGCUUGCCAUUCGAAUAGCUACGGAGGUUGCAAGCUUCCAUGGAAAGAAGACGCCUGCACAAAAGUCAUAUGUUUCUGCUUUAUGCCGGGUUCUUGUGUUGCUUCAUUUUCGCCCAUCAGAACAAUGUGCUAUAAGGCUAAUGAGAAGACUACUAUGUUAUGUGGUUGAAACUACGUCAUGGGAUAAGGAUCUUGUCAAGGAGUUAAAGCGGAUGGGAGAGCAUCUCACAGCAAUUGACAAACAACCAGAUCUUGAAGUGACGCAAGAUCAAGCUCAUCUAAUUUUAGAUCAACUAAAACUGGAGUUCAAUUUGGAAGCUGAAAUUCCACAAACACCAGUCCCAUGUUCAACCAAACCUACACGUUCCCGGAGACGAGUGAAACACGAGUCUUCAUCUUCUGAUGAAGCUAUGUCACCCACCUCUGUUCCCAACUUUGUUGGGACAAUCAGUACACGCUCACAGAGGGCUAGCAAAACUGUGGCAUUGACUAGAAUUACGAAUAGUGUACUUAAGACCAAUAACGUAGUUGAUGAGGAAGAUGCAUACGAAGAUUUAGAUUCAGAUGAUGAUGAAGAUGAUGAAGAUUCAGAUUCAGAUGUGACAGAGAAUUAAUUAAUCCUCGUUACCAUGAUAGUUUUCUCCAAUGUUGUACGUAAGAUGUAUGAUUGGAUUAUGUGUUGGCAUCUGUUUUAUUGUACAUAGAUGUGCUUCAACUGUGCAUGUUAUAUCCUACAGCUGUAGCAAGUUACAAGAUUCUGCUUGGUUUGUAAAAUGAAAGUAUAAUUUAAUUGAAUCUUAUGAGUA
This is a messenger RNA of Benincasa hispida (wax gourd), 3409 nucleotides long. RefSeq names its product ARM repeat superfamily protein. NCBI's taxonomy places the organism in Eukaryota, Viridiplantae, Streptophyta, Magnoliopsida, Cucurbitales, Cucurbitaceae. Gene Ontology annotation, biological process: mitotic chromosome condensation. Gene Ontology annotation, cellular component: condensed chromosome; condensin complex. The record is from RefSeq and is a predicted model, not a curated record.